Diaporthe citri is the source of this 2025-nucleotide messenger RNA. RefSeq lists its product as uncharacterized. Gene Ontology annotation, biological process: DNA-templated transcription; regulation of transcription by RNA polymerase II. The record is from RefSeq and is a predicted model, not a curated record. NCBI's taxonomy places the organism in Eukaryota, Fungi, Ascomycota, Sordariomycetes, Diaporthales, Diaporthaceae. Gene Ontology annotation, cellular component: chromatin. The coding region runs from base 1 to 2025 and encodes 674 amino acids. The transcript is spliced from 4 exons. Gene Ontology annotation, molecular function: zinc ion binding; RNA polymerase II cis-regulatory region sequence-specific DNA binding; DNA-binding transcription factor activity, RNA polymerase II-specific.
AUGAGCCAGUCUGGAUCUUUGCGCCAUGAUGCCAGGGGCGGCCAAGACGCAAUCAACGCGAGUAACCAGUCCCUCGCUUCUCAUCAACUUUGCACAGCGACAUCGGUCGACCACCUCGGCUUCCCAACACCAGCAUCGCACUCUUCUUUGGGAGUAUCCGAUAAUCGGACAGUAAACACUGGCCAGGAAGCACAUCCCAUCCCACGUGAAUCGAACUCGCAGUCCGCGAUGCCCUCAUCAUCUCCGUCUGUUGGCUUGGAUCAGCUCAAGAGACCGGAUAGUGAUCGUGAGGCACCUGAUGUAGAGGCUCACGCAGACGCGUGCGAUACGUAUGAUGAAUACGGCCAUGUGUCACUACAUGACGAUGUCUCCGACGAUUGUUCUAAUCCCGGUAGCGAAGCUUACUGUCGGGCCAAGGCAUUAUCGCAGAAAGCGUAUAGCGACUUGUGCCUUUGGAUAAAUGCCCCAUGGAUGACCGACGCACGGUUGAGUGGGGCUUCUCAAGGUUAUAAGAUCCUUCCCGACCGGUACUCGAUGAACUUCUUUCUUCAGCUGUACCUUGAGAAGUUUCAUCAGUUGCUGCCCAUUAUACAUAAGCCGACCUUCGACCCCAACAGCGCGCCGGUCCUCUUGGUUCUUGCAAUGGCUUGUAUCGGGAGUCACUAUUCCGAUAUACACGAGGCUGCAGGAUUCGCCAAAGAGGUCGUCGAUGUGCUUGGAGGGAUCAUUUCUCAGAUGGUUGACGACGACGAAGAAGACGUCGGUCAAGUCUGGUUUGGUCAGAGUGCAAUUCUCACCCAAGUCGCACUCUCCUUCACCUGCCAAAGGCCCUUGUCUGAAAGGGCGCACUACACCAGGAGCACUCUGAAUCUCAUCGGCCGAAAAAUAGACUGUUUCGGCAAGGCAACUACCGCCCCGAAUCUCUACUCCACCCCUCAGUCCAAUGCUGAAGAUGUAUGGAAAAGUUGGAUCAAGUGGGAGGCAGAAAAGCGAGUUGCGUAUGGGAUUUGGUUGAUCGACAGCCAGCUUCGGUUGUUCUUCAAUUUACAAACAUUCAUAACUACCGAGUGGCUUCAGUUUCCGCUUCCAUGCCACGAAAGCGCUUGGGAAGCCGCGGAUGCGGUAUCUUGGUUGGAGCAAUACCAUCCACCCGAGCCAAGAACGAUUCGGCGAGAGCUGGAAAAUCUCUACAGGGGUACAGAUAUGGUUAAGGGUUUGGGCCAAUUCGCGUUUUUGAUGGUGCUCCUGGGAUAUUUCCGCGACAACUUGUUCUUAAUACAAGCCUGUGACGCUGGACUGUCCACAGUGUUAAAUUGUGACGGAACACCUAUUGUUGGCCAGUCCGACAUUCUCCAGAACGAGGAAUUUUGGGAAAUGUUAAACCCUGCCAGGCGAUCAAGACCUGGGGGCAUCAGGAUGGAGAGGCUUCUUUCUCAGCAUUAUCACGCCAUUGGCAUCCUCUUGCGCUUCAGAUUUGAUGACCUUCUCGCCUUCUCGGGUUGGCGAGUCAGUAAGUCCAAGGAAAUUGAGACGCGUAUGCGGCUGUCGACAUGGGUUUUGGGGAGUGGAAAGGAUGCGCGUAUCGCCGCCUCGCACGCGGGCAAACUCUUUGGCAUACUUCGCCAUCACCCCACCCAGGGUUAUCACGAGCCUCCGUCUAUUUUCCUGGCGUCACUCUCUCUAUGGGUGUACAGCAUUUCAAACAGCAGGUCUUUAUUAGGCCCCUUCGGAAGAUGCCUACAGCCACGCUGCUGGAGCCAGAAGAAUUCCGAGCAAACCACGAACACGGGGCCGUUGAGAAUUGACGAGGAAUCAGAUAUCAAAACAACAAGGGAAUGGGUGUCGAAAGGGUGCCAUAUAUCCGGCUCUUUGGGUGGUGUUGGCGGCCUUUACGAGCCCGAAUUCAGUGCCCGGAUCCUGGACCAGGGCAUUCGAUUGAUAGCGACACUCGGUUGUUGGGCAGUCGGCGGAUCCUUUACUGACAUUCUGAGGCCUCAUCAGGCUCAGUCGAUAACGAAUGGAUGA